Copidosoma floridanum is the source of this 2022-nucleotide messenger RNA. It is a transcript of the gene l(2)37Cd, whose product is annotated as general transcription factor IIIC subunit l(2)37Cd. Gene Ontology annotation, biological process: transcription initiation at RNA polymerase III promoter. Gene Ontology annotation, molecular function: RNA polymerase III type 1 promoter sequence-specific DNA binding; RNA polymerase III type 2 promoter sequence-specific DNA binding. NCBI's taxonomy places the organism in Eukaryota, Metazoa, Arthropoda, Insecta, Hymenoptera, Encyrtidae. Gene Ontology annotation, cellular component: transcription factor TFIIIC complex. The record is from RefSeq and is a predicted model, not a curated record.
AUUUCAAAUCAAGCCUUCAAGUUGUUGUAAAGUGUUUUUUUUCGACUUUUUAACGCUUGAAUUUUGAUGUUUGUACAAAAUGUUGAACAUAGCCAAAUCUAUGGCACACUUUGAUGAUGAUCCAGACACUUCCAAUGAUCCUGAAAGCGAUGAAUCUUACAAUGAACAAAGUGAUGAUGACGGUGAUUAUGAAUCUGAUAAUGAAUCUCAAGACAGAGACGGUAAUGAGUGCGUUGGACCAGUACUCCCAGGGGGCCACAGAUUUGACAAAAAAUUGAUCUGUAUUAAAUAUCCUGGGAAUGUGAUCAAUCCUGAUAAAGCCAUCGAAACUCUUGGGGGCCUAUCGGAUAUUUCUUCUACCGUUGAUAACAAAAGUAGAAGAAUGGAACUGAAAUUUAGGCCAAGUGAUGGAUAUUGCAAUCCUACGUGUGGGGAUAGAAAUGAAACAGUUGGAUUCUUGUUGAGAGUGAGAGUCAAAAAGUCUAGGAGAGAAAAAUUGGAAGGAUCAGUUAUGACUCAUGAUGAAGUGGAAGAAAAAGUUGGUGAUGAAUGCACGGAUGACGAUUCUAGUCAGAAAAUUACAAGUCACAGUAGUAGGAGUAAAGUUAAUGAGAAAAUAUCUAAUCAAGAUGACGAUUGUGAGAGUAACAAAGAUGAUUCUGGAAAAGAUAAACCACCGAGCUUUGAUCGUGAAAAGUAUGAAAACUUAUCAAAAGAUGUAGAUUACAGAUUACCAAAACUAAAAGUACUGGGAAAAGUUGACACUGAGUUUAGAUUUACGAGCUUAUGUGAUUUUCAAUAUUUGCCUAUCACCAAAAACAUCAAAGAUCCAUCAAAGGACGAAUGUAUAUACGAUAAAAUAUAUCCAAUUGGCAUGCCACCUGUAAGUUGGAUGGACAAUGAGGUGCCUUAUUUUCUACCACCAGCUGCAUUUAGUCGAAUGGACAGUGUACAGCAGUACCUUCCAAAGCCAGAAGCACCAACCAGCAAUCCUUUGGCACCGGAUGUGAUUGGAAGAACGAGAAAGCGACGUGGUGGUCUCUCGAAUUAUAUUAGUUUUAACUCCCCUGACGUGCCCAUGAAUCCACCAGAGGGUAUUGAGACUGCUUUGAAAGUAAAGUUUUUACAACAACCACAGGUAGAAGAAAUGCAGAAGCUGUUUGACCAGCGUCCCAUUUGGUCUAGAAAUGCGUUAAGAUAUCUGACAAAAUUUACCAACGAACAGCUCAAAGUGUUGUUACCUUCUGUUGCUUACUACUUUACAACUGGACCAUGGCGCGUUACGUGGGUCAAGCUAGGUUAUGAUCCUAGGAAAGACCCUAAAUCCAGAAAGUAUCAGACUUUAGAUUUUAGGAUGAAAGGAACAGAUGGCUUACUUUCAAACAUUCGAUGUAAGAGAGGCUAUUCUGAUGUAAGUAUGAAGAAUAGAAAUGUUCCCAACACUAAGUCCAAGACAACAGUUUUGACACCAAAUAGUAGUUUUCAACCUCAAAAAAAGAGUAUAAUGAUGGAUGAAAAUGUUUAUAUAUACCGUCCUGGGAUGAUUCCACCAUCCAGGCAAAUGUUUUAUCAGUACUGCGAUGUACAUGUUAAAGAAAUACAAGACAUGUUGGAUAAAUACUUAGGUCCACCACCUGGAACACCAUGCCAUGAAAAAAUGGGUUGGUUACCUAGCAAUUUCGAUGACCUCUGUAGGGAAAUACUUAGUAAAUAUGUACGAAUUGAGUUGAGAAAAAUGAUGAACAUUCCUGAAAAUCAUCCAACGACUUUGCCUCGUAAAUUGAAAAUUCUUUCGGAUAGAACUAUACAAAAGAAAAAAAAAAAAUUGCAACAAACUAUGAACAGUAUUGUGUCAGCUCCAAUAAAUGAAAAAAAUUAUCAAGAGGAGGUGGAAUACGAAGACGUAGAAGUAGAUGAGAUUGAGCAAAUUCUCAGUGAAAAUGGGAAUAAAGCUCAGAAAGGUGAUCAUGGAAACAGUGAUGACGAAUUUCAUGGAUUUGCGAAUUGAAACGGCUGGGCCCA